AUGGAUCACAAUUCAUUUCUUCACUCUUCAGAAUAUCUCUACGCCCCUACCGCUGCCUCCACCGAUUAUAAUCAUAAAGAUAACAUUGACUUUUUCUCUGAUCCAAGCAAUUAUCCUCCUCAAUUUGUUCCAGAAAUAGGCUGCGAAUAUCUAAGUUUCCCUUUCCAACAGGACUACGGUUCUCCCGAUAGUUUUUACGAGUCUUUAGACUCCUCGACUUCUGCCUCGGAUAGUGACCCUUCUGACGGCUAUUCUUCUUGCGCCUCCUCUCCGGACCUUACAACCGAAUAUUUCCAAGGAGAUUUGCUACAACCGUUCGAUCAGCAAAAUUUGGAUUCCUUAAAUAUGUAUAAGGAGGAGCAGCAAUUACCCCUCGACUCCUUUCAAUCAUAUCAAGGUCUCGACGUUCUGACCAUCCCUUCCCAACCUUCUGACGACUCAUCCGUGGUCAUGGAUCAAAUGGACUCAAACGAUAAUACUUUUGACCAGAAUACUUUGGACUCCUUUACUCAAACAAUCUCACAUCGAUCCCAUCGUAAAUCCCUACCUAGUGGAAUGAUCGAGCGUUUGCACACCAUGAAUUUGGCUCCACCAAAACCGGCCCGCAAAUCUAAAACCGUUGCGCCAUUCGCCUGCGAUUAUCCCGAUUGUCAUAAAACCUUUACCCGUCAAUACAAUCUAAAGUCUCAUUUACGCACUCACACUGAUGAAAGACCUUUCCUCUGCGGAUAUCAAGGUUGUACGAGGGCUUUCGCCAGGCAGCACGAUCGCAAGAGACAUUAUAACUUACACUUGGGCUUCAAGCCUCACGUUUGUAGCCAUUGCGGCCGUGCCUUCGCCAGACUGGACGCCCUAAACAGGCAUCUCAGAUCCGACAGUGGUGCUCCUUGCGCUCAGGCUACGCUUCCCAACGCUGCAGCAAAAAAAUUUAAGCCUGUCAACAUGUGA
This is a messenger RNA of Acaulospora morrowiae, 948 nucleotides long. The record is from the annotation of a GenBank genome assembly. NCBI's taxonomy places the organism in Eukaryota, Fungi, Glomeromycota, Glomeromycetes, Diversisporales, Acaulosporaceae.